Molecule: messenger RNA, 690 nt
Organism: Rotaria sp. Silwood1
Lineage: Eukaryota; Metazoa; Rotifera; Eurotatoria; Philodinida; Philodinidae
Source: the annotation of a GenBank genome assembly
AUGAAUCAACAACGACGGCGACAAAUGGCUGAAAAUUACUUAGUGAUUUGGGUCGACGGCAAUAUCAAUAUGGCAAACGAACAUUGCCAAAACACACUCACACAAUUGUGCGGUGUUGUUAAUGAAGUCAAUCAAUGCACCACCGCCGAAAAAUGUAUUGAGACGCUUCAAGAAAAUAGUGAGAAGACAUCAUUUGUUAUCUCCUCUGGUGCACUUGGCCAACAUCUCGUACCAGAAAUUCAUGGCAUGCCAAAAUUAGAUGGCAUUUAUAUCUUCUGUGGCAACAAACAACGCCAUCAAGAAUGGGCCAAAAAUUGGUCAAAAAUUAAAGGCGUUCAUACAUCCAUUAAAUACAUCUGUGAAAAACUGGCAGUGGCUAUUAAACAAUGUGAUCAAGAUCAGGUAACUGUUAGUAUUAUUGACAUCAAUGAAGGAGAUGCUAGCGAAAAUCUCAAUCAGCUAGAACCAUCCUUCAUGCAUACACAAAUAUUCAAAGAAAUUCUCCUUGAUAUGGAUCAUGGCCGACAAGCCAUCAAAGAUUUGGUCAAGUUCUGUCAAGAAAAAUAUCAAGGCAAUCGUAAAGAACUCAAAUUUAUUCAAGAAUUUGAACGUACCUAUCAAUCAACAUUGGUGAUAUGGUGGUAUACACGCCAAUGUUUUACAAACAAAAUGCUUAAUCGAACAUUAUGA